UGUUGGUGUUAUAAACAGUAUCUAAAUACAAAUUAGAUUCUCUUUAUAGCUUUGAAAACUUCAUUAGGUGGUUUGCUAAAAAUACACACAUUAUCUUUUAAUAAAUUUACAGCUUGAAACUUCAUAUGAAUCGUUGUCCUUUGUUUCAAAUAUUAGAACAACUUUCCAAUCCAAGCUGGACAGAAGUGUCCUGGUCUGGGAUCCACAGACAAAUUCAAAUUUUAAGGGGGUAUUACCAAUGAUUUUUACAAUAUUUACAUGAUAUUGAUAAGCAUUUAAACUUUUGACAACGUCAAACAAACAAGCAACAAGAUGAACAACACAAAAUAGACAAAAUGAUUUUUGUUAUAAUAAUAAAGCCAUUGUUUUGGUGAGGGAUAUGCUGUUGAUUCUAUUGAUGGUAAUGUGGCCUUGUGGUCCAUCAGUCACCUUUGCUACUGGAUUGAAUGUUACACUAAGGUUUCUGCAAAAGAAAACAAGCACACACAAACCUGUCGAGGAAAACUCCUUGCAGUGAAAUAUUAUUCAUAUUUACAGUACUGACAUGUUCAGUGGCAAUGUACCCAUCACUGCAAAACAUAGACAAAAAAGGGGGAGGGGCUCAAUCCCCUUGUCGCAGGGCACCAAGGGGUGCCUGCACCUUUGAGAGCAGAAACAGCUUAGCAACCAAGCCUGGCAGGCUACACAGAGCCCCACAGCUGCAGGUUGCCUAACAGGCUAACAAGGUAAUUUGCUGGCACCUGCAGGCGGUCAGCUGACCAGAAAGAGUCAGAGCCCAGGGCACAUAUAAGCUCAGGGCUGAGGCUGGCUAGAGAUCUACUUUCUCUUUGGCAACUGCAAGGAGCUCCAGCACAACAGAGCAGUCCAAUGCAUCUGGCUACCUGCUUUGCUACCUGCAAAUGCAUGCAGAAGCUGCUGCAGGAAGAUACCUGUGUGAAACUGGUUGAUGGUCCCAGCAGGAGGCCUGGAUUCCUCCCUGGCUGCUGAGCUACACCUGGGCAAAAAUCUUUCAUCUUCCUUCCUGAGAGGUGAUUCUGAAAGGAAAAUGGCUGGAGAGAGCUUUGUCCAGGUUCCAGUAACUUUUGACGACGUUGCUGUUUAUUUCUCUAAGGAGGAGUGGGAGGAGUUAGUCGAAUGGCAGAAGGAGCUGUACAAGGAUGUGAUGAGGGACAAUUAUGAGGUUUUGUUUUCACUGGGCUGUUCUGCUGUCAAACCUGACAUCAUAUCACAGAUUGAACAAGGAGAAGAUCCAUGUGUUAGUGGACACCAGGAAGGAUGUACUUCAUAUUCAGCCCCUGCUGCCGUAGCUCCGAAUACUCUCACCUUGUCCUCACCACCUGGAGGCUCUCCUACACCUACAUCAUCUAUUCCCUCCUCCCAUGAAAUGGACUCUUCUCUAUCCGCUGUACAUUCCAUUAGCCCACAGAUUCAGGAGACACACUCUGUGCAUGGCAUAGUCUUCACUAGAAGCCUGGGGAGAUUGGGAAGCAAGUGUCCUUGUGCACUUUCAGGUCUGUCCCUUAGUAGAGCUGCCCAGGACCAAGUGGAAAGUGAAAAGAUAGCAUCAGGGAUGACUUCAUCUCAUCUGUACACAGAUUCAGAGAAGAUCCAUUCAUCUGGACAAGUCCAGAGGCCUGAAUCUUGUUCCCACACAAGUCAAGGAUCUGAGAAUAAUACUUCUGUGUCCAGAGCUAAGCAGUUGCAUCUGCCUGCCCACAACUUGGACAUAUGUAGCAUUCUCCAAGAGAUGCAGACAGCAAGAAUACACCUAGCUAGUAUAGCUGGUUCUCUGCUGGUUUUGUCAUCUGCAUUCCUCCCAGCCCCCCAGCCCCCAAGCACAGGCCCUUAGGAAUUUAUAACAGUGUGGUCUUCCCCUUUUAAGAAGAGGCAGCCAAGCCUGUUAAGGAUAUUCAUCUGUGGGGCAUUCUGAUAAUGAGGGAGUGUCCCACUGGGUCUUAAAAUGCAGAUGAGAGAGCAGAAGUGGGGGAAAAAAAGCAAUGAGGGAGCAGCUUGCAAGGAAGAGGAGCCAGGUUUCUGGUUCAGGACAAAGCCAAGUGGAAAGUGCUUACUCGUCUCAUGUCCAGAGAGGAUGGAGGAUUUGUUCUGCUGUGUUGUUAAAGACUCAGGGUUUUGGUGGUAACUGAACUGCCUGAAGGGCUAACAGCAGAGUUAACUGGCCUGCACAAGGUAGUAGAGCAAAGGACCUGCUUACAGCAUUCAGCUCACGAUAGAUGUUUUAGACAUUCUCACACUUGCAGCUGGAAGCCAGAUGGAGUACGUUAGUGUGAAAUACAAACCAUUUCACCAUAGACCAUGUCCUGACACAGACACCUCACAAAUAUUUACUGGUGCAUGUUACUGUGAUUUGUCAGCACUCCUACCUUUCUCACUUACCCUUCACUUCCAGUAGUAAAGCAGACUUCAGUGAUAACCAUUACAUUUAUCAUAGUAUACAAACUUUAGUGCACUUGUCCAUCUGAUUUUAUUGAAAUAUAGGAAUAGUAUACUGAGAGAUUCUCUGGUAAUUAACACAUCUACAAGAGUGACUGUGGACAUCCAGCAUUCACAUAAUAUUUAAAAAACUCAUUCAUUGCCCUGGGGGAUCCUAGUUUAACUGGAGUUUUGUGGUUAGCUGGAAAAUGACUUUCAGGAUAAGUUCAAGUUUUAGUAUCUCAGGACUUUUCAAGACUAGGGAAAUUAGCACUAGUAACUGCAUUGACACUGCAACCCUCUAACAUAGACACUGCACCACUGUAAAAUUGGGGAUACAUUGGCCUUCUGGUAAGUUACCAAGAUGAUGACAAUAUCUGAGUCCUGUAUGAUACAUUCCAUCAAUAGAUCUCCACAUGGUAUACAAGUGGAGUGAGUACUGUUAGCACCAUUUUACUGAUGAGGAAUCUGAGGCACACAGAGGAUGAGCUAGCUGCAAAAGUGUCACCUGGCAGCUUGGUUCCCCCACCCGAAGGAGCUGAAAAAUUGUGAGCUAAGCACAGGCUGUGGCAAACCGUAGCUGAGAUAUGAGAUGGGAUCCUCUCCUGUGUGGACUCCCUGAUGUCUGCUGAUGUUGGAAAACUGGCCUUUCGUGCACUGAGCAAUCUGGUCAAGGGUUUUGCCUGUGAGGACCAGCUGCGACAGGAGGGGUUGGAGUGCCACUGAAAGCUUCCCCUGUACCUGAUGCAGUUGCAAGGCUUCUCAUGGUUUCCCAGGCUGCUUCUCUGGAAAAAGCCUACAGACAGCAUAAUCAGGGAGGAAGGUGGGGAAGUAAAGCAGGUGAGGGCUAGGCCCUCAUGUGGAUAAGCUGGCAGGUCUGUUACUCAUGUGGGUCAUCCAAUGUGUCCUCAGUGGGCAGCUCUGAGCAAAGAUCUUCCUGCUCUCCUGAGUUUUGAAGUUUUUCCUGUCUGGGCUCUCUGAUGGGCUGUGAGGAUACAGGCUAAAUCAAAGGGAGUGCACUACCAACCUAAGUUAAAAAAAAAACAACUUGCUAUAUUUAGGCUCAACCUCAGCUGUACCAGCUAGCCUGGGUUUAAAGUACCACAAAACCUGUGUGAAAGGUUUGUGUGUGUGGAUGAGAGAGAUGCUAAAAGCAACAUCCAGGUGAGACCAUGGGAUACCUUUGCAGUAAAGAUACUGUACAUCCUUAUGGACUCAAAGCGCUGAGUUCAGCAUAUUUAACAACAUAAUUUUCCAAACUCAACACCCCUGCUUACAUGUGACCUGAAAAAUAUUUAGCAAAACAAUCCUCUCUAGUUCCUUCUCAUGGUAGGGUAAGGUGAUUAUUUCUACAUCCUGGCCAGGUCUCCAGUUUCAGUGUCUUACCCAUUUUUAGGUGGGGGCUUAACAUUGCUGAAAGCUGUAAUUUCCAGCUGCAAAAUGUAACCCUCUCUCCCGUCCCUCCCCACACCUGACAUUUGAUUAGGGUAUGUGGAAGCUAGUAAUGCUGGUAAGAGAACCAAGGACAGGAAAACAUUUUUGGGUGUGAUGAGGCUAGACAUGGCUGGAUUUAUGACCAUAAUUUUUUCAGAACAACUGCAUAAAAAGUGAAAGUGCCUCAUCCCCAGUGUUGCAGGCAAUAUGAAUGUGCAAAAGAACAUAAAAGCUCUCCCUUUAUCAUCUUAUUUCCAUGCUAUUGAAAUUUGGGGGUAGACUGAGUGCACACUGCAACCGCACACUGCCAGUGAACAUAUCUGUUGUGUGCUAGGAUGCUAGGAAAGCAGUGGCAGGGAUGCUCAAGGCUAGGGCUGGUGUGUGAGACACGGUAUCAGAUGUGAGUGCUCUGUGUGUGUUUGGUGGCCCCCCUCAGGUGUGUGUUCUGGGGUCUCUGAGUGUAUGAGGCAGGGGGACCCGAGGGGUGUGUAGGGGGGAGAGCAGGGGACCAUGAUGGAGGUGUGGGGUGAGGCAGGGGCCCG
This is a messenger RNA of Alligator sinensis (Chinese alligator), 4406 nucleotides long. RefSeq names its product zinc finger protein 667-like. The record is from RefSeq and is a predicted model, not a curated record. NCBI's taxonomy places the organism in Eukaryota, Metazoa, Chordata, Crocodylia, Alligatoridae. Gene Ontology annotation, biological process: regulation of DNA-templated transcription. The transcript is spliced from 5 exons. The coding region runs from base 947 to 1849 and encodes 300 amino acids.